AUGUCGCUCGAAGCUACCAUGAUCAUCGUCGACAACUCCGAGAGUAGUCGCAACGGAGACUAUACGUCGACUCGGUGGCAAGCUCAGGUCGAUGCCGUUAGCGUUCUCCACGGCGCCAAGAUGCGCGUACAUCCCCAAUCAGCCGUUGGCCUCAUGAGCAUGGGCGGCAAAGGCCCCGAGGUGCUGUCAACCUUCACGACUGAUUUUGGGAGCAUUCUGGCGGGGCUGCACCGGACGAAGAUCCACGGCACGUCGCAUUUGAGCUCGAGCAUCCAGGUUGCCGGGUUGGCUCUUAAGCACCGGUCCGAAAAGUCGCAGCGGCAACGAAUCGUCGUGUUCUCGUGCUCGCCGAUCGAAGAGGACGAGAAGACACUCGUGAAGCUGGCGAAGAAGAUGAAGAAGAACAACGUGUCGAUCGAUGUGGUGGCGUUUGGGGACCUGGAGUCCGACCAAACCAAGAAACUGGAAGCCUUUGUGGACAAUGUCAAGAGCGGCGACGGCUCGCAUCUGGCCAUCAUCCCUCCGGGUCCACACCUGCUCAGCGAGGAGCUGCAGAUGACCCCGAUUCUGGCGGGCGAAGGUGGCGGCGCUGGUGCGGGCGAGGGCGGCGAGGGUGGUGAGGCCGGUGGCUUUGGAUUUGAGGACGCCGCUGAGAACGAUCCCGAGCUGGCGUUUGCGCUACGGUUAUCGCUGGAGGAAGAGAAGAACCGGCAGGAGAAGGAGCGCCUCGAGCGCGAGGAGGCAGAGGGCAAGACGCAGCUGGGCAAUAUCCCUGAGGAAGGCCAGGGCGAGUCCAGCGGUGACAAAGAUAAGAAGGACGAGGACAAGAUGGACACGGCGUAG
Molecule: messenger RNA, 843 nt
Organism: Penicillium lagena
Lineage: Eukaryota; Fungi; Ascomycota; Eurotiomycetes; Eurotiales; Aspergillaceae
Product: proteasome regulatory particle base subunit RPN10
Exons: 4
Coding region: 1-843 (280 amino acids)
Biological process (GO): proteasome-mediated ubiquitin-dependent protein catabolic process
Cellular component (GO): nucleus; proteasome regulatory particle, base subcomplex; cytosol
Molecular function (GO): polyubiquitin modification-dependent protein binding
Source: RefSeq, a predicted model, not a curated record